AUGCCUGUUGGAACUGUUCUCGUUACCGGUGGUACCGGCUAUAUCGGCUCUUUCACCACUCUCGCCCUUCUUGAGCACGGUUACGAUGUCGUUAUCGUCGACUCCCUCUACAACUCCUCAGAGGUUGUCCUAGACCGCAUCGAGCUGAUCUGCGGUCGCCGACCUACCUUCUACAAGGUCGAUGUCACAGAUGAGAAGUCCAUCGACGAUGUCUUUGCCAAGCACCCUGCCAUUGACAGCGCUGUCGGCGAGUCUGGCGAGAUCCCUCUCGAGUACUACCGUGUCAAUGUCGGUGGCAGUAUCUCUCUGCUCCGCUCCAUGGAGCGCAAUAACGUCAACAAUAUCGUCUUCUCCUCCUCCGCUACUGUCUACGGCGAUGCCACUCGUUUCCCCAACAUGAUUCCUAUCCCUGAGCACUGCCCCAUUGGACCUACCAACACAUACGGCCGCACCAAGUCCAUGAUCGAGGACGUUAUCACCGACUUUAUUAACGCCCAGCGAAGCAACUUGGAGAAGGCCGGCAAGGAGUUCAAGCAAUGGAACGGUGCUCUGCUGCGAUACUUCAACCCUUGCGGUGCUCACCCCACUGGUAUCAUGGGUGAGGACCCCGCUGGUGUUCCUUACAACCUGCUUCCCCUCCUCGGAAAGGUUGCUACUGGUGAACGUGAGAAGCUCUUGGUAUUCGGCGAUGACUACUCCUCUCGCGACGGUACUGCCAUUCGAGACUACAUUCACGUUGUUGACCUUGCCCGCGGCCAUCUUGUCGCUCUUAACUACCUGCGCGAGAACCAGCCCGGUGUCAAGGCAUGGAACCUGGGUUCCGGCCGUGGAAGCACUGUCUUUGAGAUCAUCAAGGCCUUCAGCAAGGUCGUCGGCCGCGAUCUCCCCUACGAGGUCAAGCCUCGACGACAAGGAGACGUUCUCGACCUCACUGCCAACCCCACCCUCGCCAACAAGGAGCUCAACUGGAAGACCGAGCUCACCAUGGAGAAGGCAUGCGAUGACCUCUGGAAAUGGGUCAGCAACAACCCCAAGGGUUAUCGACAAGAUCCUCCCGCCGAGAUGGUUGAGGCUGUCAAGUCUUCCAAGGCUUAA
Molecule: messenger RNA, 1095 nt
Organism: Fusarium tjaetaba
Lineage: Eukaryota; Fungi; Ascomycota; Sordariomycetes; Hypocreales; Nectriaceae
Product: UDP-glucose 4-epimerase
Exons: 4
Coding region: 1-1095 (364 amino acids)
Biological process (GO): beta-D-galactose catabolic process via UDP-galactose, Leloir pathway
Cellular component (GO): cytosol
Molecular function (GO): UDP-glucose 4-epimerase activity
Source: RefSeq, a predicted model, not a curated record